AUGGAUGCAUUAUCCUUAAGCUCAAGCCUAAGCAUUUGCAAGCCCUCUCAAUUUCAUUGCCUCCCACUCUCAAGUAAGCAGCAAAGAACUUGUAAUGUGAAGUUUGGUGUUUCAUGCAGAGCCACAACAACACAUGGAAACUUGUAUAAAAUGUUGUCACUGAGUCCAGGAAGUGCAACAAUGGAUGAGAUUAAGAGAGCUUAUAGAUCAAUGGCUCUUCAGUACCAUCCUGAUGUGUGCCAUGAUCCUUCAAGGAAAGAGGAGUCAACAAGGAUGUUUGUGCAGCUAAACGCAGCUUACAAGACUUUGUCCAAUCCUAUGCUCCGUGCACAGUAUGAUACUGAAUUGGGUUUGAGAAGCAAAAUGAGUGUUGGUGAUCAUCAUGAGAAAUGGGGAAAUGGGUUGCAAGAGCAAGUGAUUGAGUUGAAGAAAAGGUCUCGUAGACGAAUGGGACAAAAAGGGGGUUCAUGGGGCAGCAGAAUGAGGACAAAACAUGAAAGAUAGGGACUCAUUUUCUGGAGCUUGUUGCUAUUUUCAUGU
Abrus precatorius (Indian licorice) is the source of this 540-nucleotide messenger RNA. Its product is annotated as chaperone protein dnaJ 20, chloroplastic-like. Lineage: Eukaryota; Viridiplantae; Streptophyta; Magnoliopsida; Fabales; Fabaceae. The coding region runs from base 1 to 504 and encodes 167 amino acids. The record is from RefSeq and is a predicted model, not a curated record. Gene Ontology annotation, cellular component: chloroplast. The transcript has a single exon.